AUGGCCCACCGAGCCACAUCGGAGCCGGCCGGCGACGAGCAGCCGCCCGUGGAACCGCCCGGGUCACACAACCAACCCGACGCGGCGCGUCCGGAAGAAGCUGGCAUACCCAUGACGGAGAAGCCCCGUAGGAUCGAUGAUGAGAAGCGCGACGACCACGACGACGACAACCGAUCCCGUUCCACUCUUAACCUGCACACCAAAUCCGCGAGCGACAAAGAGGCCGGCCAGUCGCAGCCUUCUCUCCAGCAAGUCGAAUCACGGGACCUCGAGCGUCAGGAACCGCAAGAGGUGGACGAGGUCGGCGAGCGGGAAGGAGGUGGCGAUGGCGACGGAGACGGAAACCAAGACGGAGGCCAAGCUGACGCCAACGCGCCGGCCGCCGAGGAACCGGAGGCGCAGCGGACGCGACUGCAGACGACCAUCAUCAUGGGCGCAUUGUGCUGCGCACUCUUCCUCGCGGCGCUCGACGUCACCAUCAUCACGACGGCGGUACCGACCAUUGCGUCCGAGUUCGACUCCAACCUCGGGUACACUCGCCACGGCCGUGUUUUUAUCGGAUCUCUGCUGUGCGGCGUCAGCGUCCACAUGGGCAUGCUCAUCGCGUCGCGGGCGAUCCAGGGCGUCGGGGGCGGCGGCAUCCUCGCGCUCGUCAACAUUUGCAUCAGCGACCUCUUCUCCAUCCGCACGCGCGGCUUCUACUUUAGCAUCAUCGGCAUGGUCUGGGCCGUCGCCUCCGCCAUCGGCCCGGUGCUGGGCGGCGUCUUCACCAGCAAGAUGACGUGGCGGUGGUGCUUCUACAUCAACCUGCCCAUCUGCGGCGCCGUCUUCGUCCUGCUCUUCUUCUUCCUCAAGCUGCACAACCCGCGCACCCCCAUCAGCCAAGGGCUCGCCGCCAUCGAUUGGCUUGGGAGCGUGACCAUUGUCGGCGGUACCGUCAUGUUCUUGCUCGGCCUCGAGUUUGGCGGCAUCACGCACCCGUGGUCGUCGCCGAUGGUGCUCUGCCUGCUCAUCUUUGGCGUCGCCGUGGGGCGCAACAACGUGGGCGCGCUGCUCGUGGGCUUCAUCCACUCGACGCUUUUCCUCUCGGGCAGCUACUACUUGCCGCUCUACUUCCAGGGCGUCCUCGGCGAGUCCUCCCUCAAGUCAGGCAUCUACAUCCUCCCCUUUGUCAUCUCGCUCUCCAUCGUGUCGGGCUUCAUCGGCAUCAUCAUCAAGGCCACGGGCAACUACAAGAUCGGCAUCAUCGUGGGCAUGCUCAUCAUGACGCUGGGCGUGGGCCUCUUCAUCGACCUCGACGCGCACAGCUCCAUGGCCAAAAUCAUCCUCUACCAAAUCGUCGCGGGGCUCGGCGUGGGACCCAACUUCCAGUCGCCCCUCAUCGCGUUCCAGGCCGGCGUGGAGCCGCGCGACAUCGCGUCCGCCACCACCACGUUUGCUUUUACGCGCCAAAUCGCCGGCACCGUGGCCAUCGUCGUGGGCGGCGCCAUCUUCAACAACGAGAUGCAGAAGCAGUACCCGCGUCUGCUCGUCGAGCUGGGCCCCGCGCUGGCGGAGCGGCUGUCCGGGGCCAACGCGGCGGCGAGCGUGGCGCUCGUGGACGAGCUGGACCCGGUGCCGCGCAUGGUGGCGCGCCAGGCGUACGCCCGCGCGCUGCAAAAGAUGUACAUUGUGUACGCGGCGUUUGGCGCGGUCGGCGUGGUCGCGGCGUUGAUGGUGCGGCAGAAGAAGUUGAGCAAGCAGCAUACGGAGCAUAAGACGGGGCUGAGGACGCUGCGGAGCCGAGAGAAGAAGAGGAAAUAG
Parascedosporium putredinis is the source of this 1803-nucleotide messenger RNA. NCBI's taxonomy places the organism in Eukaryota, Fungi, Ascomycota, Sordariomycetes, Microascales, Microascaceae. The record is from the annotation of a GenBank genome assembly.